UGUUCGGCGGCCGCGCUCUGGAAGAUCCCACGCGCUCAGCAGCCCAGGAUGGCCCUGCGGCCGCUAGUUGAGACCGGCCCCCAAGACAAGGUGUACUACCCGCCGGAGAGCUUCCAAAGCAGCCCUCACCACUUCGCAGCUUAUUACACGCCUUUCCAGCCCUACGGCCACUACGCGAACGCCCUUAUCUCUAACGAGGAGGAUUUCCAACCUUUCCGGCAGCUGGAGGCCGCAGUGUCGGCGUCCCAGACUCUACCCCCCUUUGCCUUCCGGACCGCGCCUCCCAACCAGGCCCUACAGAGGGAGCCGCUCUACGAUCUAUCCUGGUACAGUAAGCUGCCAACGUGGUACCCAAUUCCUCACCUCCCGAGAGAGGUGUCACACUUACUCAACAACAGCCGCGAGUAUCCAGGCGCCGGCAAUGAAGACUUGGGCCACGUUGGUGGCCGCAGCGACAGUGGCCAAUAUUGUGGACCCGAAACUUUGUUUCUGCCGCCUCCUGUGAAUGCGUCUUUAUUAUCUGAAGGGCUGAAGUUCUCCCAGUUAUUUUCUUGCUCCCCCAGCAGUCUGUCUGAAGAGGCCCCCAAACUUCUGAACCAAGAGGGGAAGCCGUCUCGUCGUUACCACUUCACCCAGGAAGACCUGCAAUUAGUCUUGUAUGGGGUCAUUCCCAGCCUGGAGCACUCAACUCGUCUGCACCAUGCGAUUUCCGGGCUCUCUGUCCCUGCAGACAGCUCUGGAUCUGAUUCUCUUCCCCAAACUCUGGAUAAAGACUCUGUUCAACUACCAGAAGGUCUCUGCCUCAGGCAGACGAAGUUUGGUGCAGCCCCACAUUUUGGUGUGUUCUGCAGCAGUCUCAUUGCCAAAGGAAUCCGGUUUGGGCCCUUUCAGGGUAAAGUGGUCAACGCCAGUGAAGUCAAAACCUAUGGAGACAAUUCUCUGAUGUGGGAGAUCUUUGAAGAUGGUCAUCUGAGCCACUUUAUAGAUGGAAAAGGAAGUUCUGGGAACUGGAUGUCCUAUGUCAAUUGUGCCCGUUUUCCUAAGGAACAGAACUUAGUGGCGGUGCAAUGUCAAGGGCAGAUAUUUUAUGAGAGCUGCAAGGAGAUCUACCAGAACCAAGAACUCCUUGUGUGGUAUGGAGACUGCUAUGAGAAGUUUUUGGAUAUUCCUGUGAGCCUUCACCUCUCAGAGCUGGGAAAACAGGUGCCUGGGCUAUCUGAAGAAUCUGCAGAAGGUUACAGAUGUGAAAGAUGUGGAAAAGUAUUUACCUACAAAUAUUACAGAGAUAAGCAUCUCAAGUACACCCCCUGUGUGGACAUGGGUGAUAGGAAAUUUCCCUGCUCGCUCUGUAAACGAUCAUUUGAGAAGCGUGACCGGCUCAGAAUCCAUAUUCUUCAUGUACAUGAGAAGCACAGGCCUCACAAGUGUUCGACAUGUGGGAAAUGUUUCUCUCAAUCUUCCAGUCUAAACAAGCACAUGAGAGUCCACUCUGGAGACAGACCCUACCAGUGUGUGUAUUGUACAAAGAAGUUUACUGCCUCCAGCAUACUCCGCACACAUAUCAGGCAGCACUCCGGAGAGAAGCCCUUCAAAUGCAAGUACUGUGGUAAAUCUUUUGCAUCUCACGCUGCCCAUGACAGCCAUGUACGACGCUCACACAAGGAGGAUGAGGGCUGCUCCUGCAGCAUCUGUGGAAAAACGCUCCCAGAUCAAGAAGCAUUCUUCUCCCACAUGAAGUUUCAUGAAGACUACUAACCCUCAGGAGGGAGUUCAGGGACAUUGUGAAAACUAAGGACUUUAUUUUUCUUGAUUAUGGGUGUACUGUAUAAACAAAUGAUAAUAUAUUGAGACAAAAAACAACCAAAACAGAAAAAUAGAAGUAACCUGUUAGCUGAGUUUGUCAGAUUUAUUAACUGAUCUGAGCAGCUUUUACAGAAACAUUUUUCAUAAUUUUCAAUAAGGAUGGUACUUGGGUGAAUUUAAUAGAAAUUGUGAAAGCUGGAUAUUAGUAGUACUUAGGGAUAUGUAAAACUUAACAUAAACCCUGAGAGACACUGCAUUUUAUUUCAGGGGCUGGGAGUAGAGUCUCUAAUUUUGCGAUGAAAAGGGAGGCCUUUUCUCUACUAUUUUCUUUGGGCCCCCAAUUACAAUAUGUGGCCAUCACCUAUUAUAUUUGUUCAUAGAAUAAAUUUUUUAAGAACUCAUUCAAGUCAGAACUUCAUUGGUAUUAUAACUAAGUAUGCAGGCACAAAUUAAUUUCUCAGGGUUAUUUGGAUUCAUUUCUAACCCUUAACUCCCACCUUUCCCCAUCACAUGAUGAAUGUAUGUUCAUAAUUCGCUUAACACCAAACAGAAUUGCUUAGAGGACACAGACAUUACUUAUCCACCCUGCCAUCUGUGACCUAUACCAAAUGGAGGAGAAAAAUUAUCAAAGAAUGGCUAAAAAAUGAUAGGCUAAUUAAUUAAUUAUAUUGCUCUGCUUUUAAAUCUGAUUUCAUUUCUGAGGAGUGAAAUUUUUUCAGGUCUUUCUAAUUAGCUGGUACAUGCGAUUUUAUAGAGUAAAAGGGAAAAUGUGCCAUAUAAGUUAUCAGUGGGUUGCAAGUAUGUGGGGAAUUAUCUUAUUUAAUGUGUGAGGAGACAGAGAGCAGGCGCCUCUCUUGUGGAUGGUAAUAGCCAACAUUUAUUGACCUUUAACCUUAUGAGAUGGUGCCAAUGAGUUCACCACUUUGCAGAUGAGGAAAUGGAGGCUAAAAGCAAGGAAGUGGUGCAGAAAAGCCCAGUCCACCUACUUCGAAACCUAGCCUCUUAAGGACUGCUAUGCUCAACUUAGGAAUCCUGCCGAGGAAAUAGCAUUUUUCUAUGAAGUAGCCCAUUCUUCCCUAUAAUAAGGCAAGCAACAACAUACUUUAAAAUUAUUAAAUAUUCACAUGGAAAACUUGAGACCAGAGUAAGCAACCAUGGCAACUAAGCUAUGUCAUAUCCCUGGCCAUGGUUCUAUAGACUAACAGGAUUUUUCCUUUCUUUAGCCAUGGUUCACAGCUCUCAGAAUCGAGCAAUUUCAAUAUGGAACAGAUGCCCCUUCCGGAAGGAGGCUCCCAGCUGUAGCAGAGUCCUUUGAGACAGAUAUGUAGUGCAGGUGGAAAAGCAGUGACAGAUUUUCCUCCAGGGAAUUCUUUGCUGUGUUGACUAGGCCUGAGUAAUUUAUCCUAAUGGGAAUGUGCCCUGUUGUUUUAGGCCUGUUUUAGUUCAUGUUAAUUAAGUCAGAACAAUGGUCUUUUGAAAAGAUUGGGUCUCAUCCUGUAAUUAGGCAGCCUUUCUUUUGACUGCUAGUUAAAGAUAUAUUUCUUACUGUUUAUGGGUUUGAACAUUAUUUUAAAAAUAAAUAGUAAAGCAAGACAUCAGGAACUGGUGUGAUA
Talpa occidentalis (Iberian mole) is the source of this 3416-nucleotide messenger RNA. It is a transcript of the gene PRDM14, whose product is annotated as PR/SET domain 14. Gene Ontology annotation, cellular component: nucleus. NCBI's taxonomy places the organism in Eukaryota, Metazoa, Chordata, Mammalia, Eulipotyphla, Talpidae. The transcript is spliced from 8 exons. Gene Ontology annotation, biological process: regulation of transcription by RNA polymerase II. The record is from RefSeq and is a predicted model, not a curated record. Gene Ontology annotation, molecular function: protein binding; RNA polymerase II transcription regulatory region sequence-specific DNA binding. The coding region runs from base 49 to 1755 and encodes 568 amino acids.